Adineta ricciae is the source of this 1575-nucleotide messenger RNA. The record is from the annotation of a GenBank genome assembly. NCBI's taxonomy places the organism in Eukaryota, Metazoa, Rotifera, Eurotatoria, Adinetida, Adinetidae.
AUGCUUUCAUCUGCAACGGAAACUUUUUCGUCCAAAAAUAAGCUAAGGCCAAUGGACAGUGCUUUGAACCAAAUAGCAACUGUUUUUCCAAUCACACCCGAAGCCGUAAAGCCAGAUCCCAAAAUGCGCAAUACAGGACCAAUUAUCAAAGAAUUCAGCUUGAAUACGUCCAUGCAUGGAAUUCCAGGUAUUGCACGAAGUCAGAGUAUACAAAAUCGUCUGUUUUGGACAAUUUCAUUUAUCAUCUUCACCGGUAUUAUGUGCUAUUUUAUCAUUGAAGCCAUUCUAGCUUAUUUUCAAUAUCCGACACAAACAUCGGUAGAUUUUGUUGGACAAUGGCCACAAUCUUUUCCAGCAGUCACUGUUUGUAACUAUUCGCCUCUCCACUUCGAUCAAUUUAUACAGCCUUACCUUAAUUACACGAAUUCGCUCAAUUUAACGAAUACGACAAAUACAACGAAAUUCACGAGAAACCAAGGAGCGUACAUAAUCGAUUUCUUACAAGCAAAACUGAACCGAAAUGAGUCGUUGAAUGAUUUAUACCUUUCACUCGAGUCAAUGCUAGUUAAAUGUAUUUACAACGGUAUCAAUUGUACUGCUGCUGAUUUUGUACGAUUCCAGUUACCUCUUUAUGGUUACUGCUAUACUUUCAAUGCCCUAUCCCAGUACAUUAACAAUGGCGGAUUGCAUUAUAAUAAUGAAAAUGGUAAAAGUGGUGUAUUAGAAUUAGGCUUGUACACGCACAGUCAUCAAUAUGUUCCAUAUUUAACAGACGGUGUAGGAAUUGUCACUAUGAUCCACGAUAAUAAACAAAUGCCACUCAUUGAUAGAGUCAAUACCUUUUUAGUACCAGGACGGAAAUACAAAUUUGGCUAUAGUAAGAAGACCUAUACUCUUCUGCCUACACCUUAUACAACAUGCAGUGAAACGUCACCACCUGGAUUACAAGCUUUGUAUGACCAAUACACAGGCAUUCAAUAUGAUUAUUCACAAGAAUUAUGUUUUAAGGUUGCCAUACAAACAUAUACGUAUCAGCAAUGUGGUUGUGUCAGCCCGUAUGAGUGGUCUGCACGUUACAUUGUCUUGCCAGGCACUACAAACGUUAUUUAUGCUCAACUAUGUAACGUAUCUGAUGCCUGUUACUCAAAAGCGGCUGAUGUAUUUCGAAGUUCAGAUUCCAUCAGUAGUCAAUACGCCGAUGAUUGUGGUUUAGAAUGUACUUCUAAUGAAUUUGUUGUUAAAACAUCAUCGGUUGCAUCGCCCACCCCAUGGUAUAUGACAGAUGUAAAGGAAUUCGUCGAAUCUACUACGAUUCCACUAUCGAAGAAUUGGUCGCAGACAUGGCUUGCUGAUAUUGAACACAACUAUGUUGGUCUUGAUGUUGUAUGUGAGUCCACUCGAGUGGAAGUUUAUACUCAACAAGCUUCUAUGAGUGCUGUUGAUGUUAUUUCUAAUGUCGGUGGUCAGACGGGUCUGUGGAUUGGCAUAAGUUUUCUUUCAUUAAUGGAAAUUGCUGAAAUGAUCUAUCGAUUGAUUCGACACCGAUUUCAGCGUGUACGAAGACUAUUCAGUUAA